Messenger RNA from Poecilia reticulata (guppy), 1470 nucleotides. The record is from RefSeq and is a predicted model, not a curated record. Lineage: Eukaryota; Metazoa; Chordata; Actinopteri; Cyprinodontiformes; Poeciliidae.
UUUUGCAUAAGAACAGUUUAUUAUAUUUCUUGUGUAGUAUUUGUAGCUGCCAAACAGGAAMAUAAAACUGUCUUCAUCAUCCUAACUGCCAUAAAGUAAAAUCUAUUUUUAGACAGUUUAUUUUAUAGGAAAUUAUUUGAGCUAUUCUCUUCCUGUAAGGGCACAUGUGAGAAUAAUUACAGUGUUUCUGUGUUUAUAAUGGCUGAGGCUUCACUCUUUUGUCAUUUCUACUUUUGGUUUCAUCCAACUCGGUUCUAAGAAAUAAACUGCAUUCUGAGCAAAACUGUAGACAAAAGCCAAAUAUUUUCUCAUACCAUGCCACCUCCAAACCCAGCAUCUUAGCUCCUACUAAGCCAACCUGAUUGAUUCUUUACAUUUYUCAUUGUCAGCCAUGCUGGCAUUGGAACACUGCAGGAAUUCCCUUUAUGCAGACGGUCGUUGAUUGAAACUGCGUGAGCGGUCCAACCACGCCUGUGUGUGGCGGAGGAAAUAUAAAUUCACCUGCACGACGGCCUCCUGCACAUUCCUGAAUGAGACUGAGAGGCAUCUAUUGCACAUGAUCUCCUGUCCAGCCGUCCAGUUGUCAUGGGGUCUGAGCGUUUUCCCAUCAGCAUCCGUCUAACCGGAGUCCUUCAGAAGGAGAAGAACAAAAUGUACAUAACAUCGGUGCUUUGGUCGGAUCAGAAUGAAAUUGUAGUUUACAGAAGCUUUGAAGAUUUCAGAGAAAUGCAUAAACAGCUAAAGAAGAAGUUUUCCUCUGGAAGUAAAAUGAAAAAAUCUGACAGAAUCCUCCCUAAWUUUCAAAGUGGUGUUUUUCUUUGCUUUCUGAUUGCACAACAAACUCGAUGUCUGCAGAUGAAAGAUACAAAAAUAGCUUUGUGUAUUCGCCUUAGCAUCAUCAUCAUGCCGUCCGAGGACGAGAUCAGGAGCUACGGGAGACAGGAAAACAGCAGCGGYAACGUGACCCAGCCGUUCGUCACAGAGACCUACAGAUGUAUAGCCCCAUACGAGACCAAAGACACCAAAAACAAACCUUUCAAAGUAGCUGUGAACGAGAUGCUUGACGUUCUCAUCAAAGACAAAGCAGGGUGGUGGCUCGUAGAGAACGAGGAGAAGAGGAUGGCCUGGUUUCCUGCACCCUACCUGGAGAACCUAGACGAUGAGGAGGACGARGAGGAAGUGCACGGYACACCAUCGAGAGGGAUGCCUUACACAGUUGCCAAGAGCYACAACUCCAAAAUAGAGGAUGAAGUAAGCGUGAACAUCGGUGAAGUGGUGGAGGUCAUACGGAACCCGGAUAAUGGCUGGUGGCUCGUAAGGUAACAUUGAAUCCUUCUACAAGGCAAGGAGGUGUCCUUAAUUACUGWUAUAUGGGAUCURUAAUGUUUGUGAUUGCUCUAUGGAAGCAUUUGAAGUUUGUCAGAGUAUAUCAGUGUAUAUCAGCAUUGCGAAGAUCAACAAACACACCUC